Messenger RNA from Micropterus dolomieu (smallmouth bass), 2343 nucleotides. It is a transcript of the gene ptgfr, whose product is annotated as prostaglandin F receptor (FP). Gene Ontology annotation, cellular component: plasma membrane. Lineage: Eukaryota; Metazoa; Chordata; Actinopteri; Centrarchiformes; Centrarchidae. The record is from RefSeq and is a predicted model, not a curated record. Bases 229 to 1329 code for a protein of 366 amino acids. Gene Ontology annotation, biological process: adenylate cyclase-activating G protein-coupled receptor signaling pathway; inflammatory response; positive regulation of cytosolic calcium ion concentration. The transcript is spliced from 3 exons. Gene Ontology annotation, molecular function: thromboxane receptor activity; prostaglandin F receptor activity.
CCGCCUUCGCUGACUUGGCACCAGCGGAGCGCAGACAGAACUAACAAGUUGCGCAUCGCUGCCUCGACAGGAACAUCGAGGAAAGCGGUUGCAAUUCACUUUCAAUGGCAUUUGCUGCAGGGCUGAUAAGACGUCGCCUUUUUUAAUUGACUAUCAUAAAAGAAGUAGAAGAGGCUGUUGACUUAUGGCGAGUGUGAGAGAAGACCAAACCUGAGAUUUCCUUCUACUAUGUCAGCCAAUGGGAGUUCAGAGACAGGUUGCAGGUCAGAGGUCAGACCAAGCAACAACACCUGCAGCCAGAAGGACCUUUCGAUCACCGCCUCCGUCAUCUCCAUGACAGUGGGCAUCUUCUCCAACAGCAUCGCCCUUUUCAUCCUCGUCAAAUCCUACAACAGCAUCCGGAUCAAGUCCAAGGCGUCCUUCCUGCUGUUUGCCAGCAGCCUGGUGGUCACAGACCUGCUGGGUCACCUCAUCAAUGGCUCCCUGGUGCUUUUUGUCUACAGCUCCCACAAGAAAUGGGAGAAGUUUGACCCUCACCGCAUCAUGUGCAACGUCUUCGGGGCGUGCAUGGUGUUCUUUGGCCUGAGCCCCUUGCUCCUGGGGAGUGUCAUGGCGGUGGAGCGCUGCAUUGGAAUCACCCGGCCUAUCUUCCACUCCACAGCAUUGGCUUCCCACCACAUGAAAAGGCUGCUGGGACUCACAUGGCUGCUGGCCGCUAUGGUGGCUGUGCUGCCGGUGCUGCUGUGGAGGCCCUACAGGGUGCAGAGCUCCAGAAGUUGGUGCUUCUUCCAUAUGGAGGGCCCCAGAGACUGGCUGGAUGUGCUCCUGCCUCUCCUUUUCUCUAUGCUCGGGCUGCUGGCCCUACUGCUCUCCAUUGUGUGCAAUACUCUGACAAGCUGUGUUCUCCUACAGGCCAGACUGCGCCGCAAGCAUCACUGCAGAAGCACGUCUUACCACAUAGAGAUGAUCUGCCAGCUGCUGGCUAUCAUGUUAGUGUCCUGUGUGUGCUGGGGCCCAUUACUGAUCCGUGUCAUCGUGCUGAGCACCAGAACCAAAGGCGAGCCUGCGUCCUUCAGUCUCCUGAUGGUGGUACGCAUGGCCACGUGGAACCAGAUCCUGGACCCCUGGGUCUACAUCCUACUGAGAAAGGCUGUUCUGAGGAAAAUCUUCAUGUUGUUCCACAGCUUCUGCGGCCCAACGUCUCACAGCUGGCAGAGCAGUACGCUCCGCAGCUCUGUCGAGACCAGUAGCUCAGGUGCUGGCAUGUCUGACUGCCACUGCCUCGGUAGAUUACCUCUGCCAGACACUGCAAUCAAAUACAUCACCUGAACCCUGGUCACUGUGUUUUGAUCUGAGACCAUCUGUAAUUAAAACAGGAAGAAGUUGUGAAGCUUUGGAGAACUUUGUUAAUGUACCCAUCACAAUUAUUUGGAAUCUUACAUAAACUAACAUUAUAAAGUUGGUUUCAUGCUCUCUUUGGAGUCGUAAAAUGAUCAUCAUGAAUUGGCAGUAUUGUGGUCUAUUGUAUUGUGCAGGAUUAACUUUUUGUUCUCAACAUUCAGCUUUUUUAUGAAACUUAUAACCACACUUACUGUAUGUUGGUUCUGUCAUUCCUUUUACUGCACCCUGUCUUUUGGAAAAAUUUCUGUCUGUGUUCUUCAUGCUGCUGAAAUUUCCAUAUGGCACCUCCGUCCUGCACACUUAACCUCAUGUAAGGAUCUUUACUGAAUGUGUCUGAAUUUGUCUGAAUUUCAUUUAUUUUGUUAUUGCUGGUACUGGCAGUAGCCCUGACACGUGAAUGGUCAGGUGAUGUGAAUUCAUGGUUAUGAUCUCAUCAAUCAACUAAUACAGGCUAACUGUGAGGUCUCAUCAUUGCUCUGGAUUACAAUGUGAACAGAUUAACAGGUCAAUGUAGUUUAUGUAGGUUGAGCAGAACUCAAAUUUCUACAGCAGAAUGUGCAAAAUGAUGUAAGAUAACUGAGCUCAUCAACAGUUUUGAUCCAGUCUACAGAAAGAUUGAAGCAUAAUAUACAAAGCAAUGUUUAAAUAAUUGUAGCAUGCAGAUAACAGAACCACCACAUCUGCUUAUAAGCAUCUUGCUCAGUACAUACUGCUGUCUUUCCAUAGAAGAGCAUGCUCCAUUGUUUCCAGACAUUUUUAUACAACCAUGACAGAAUGAAAUAAGACACAACAGGGCCUGUCAGUCAGUCAGUGUGCUUGUGGUUAAUGACUGUAAAUGUAUUGUUCUGCAGAAGUGUGUUUAUAGCAUAUCUGUCCCUCAUGAAACCUUUUUAAUUUCUAUCUUCUGUGUAAUAAAGGUGAUAAUGGAAAAACAAAUCCAAA